AUGCCGCCGCGCCUCGGAGAAGCUCGGGAUUUCCGCGGCGUCCGCCUCCGCCCCUCCGGCGUGUAUUACGCGGAGAUCCGCUCUGGCGAUACACGUCUUGGGCUCGGAACCUUCGAGACCGCCCACGAGGCCGCCCGCGCGUACGACGCAGCGGCAUCGCGCCUCGGGAGGCCACGGGCGCAUAUUAACUUCUCCGACGUGCGGACACGUGAGCAGGCGCAGGAAUUCGCGCCUCCCCCGCGACUAGUCACCGAGGGGGAUCGCCGUGUCCAACGGAGGCGGGAGCGCCGCCUCCUCAUUGCCGAGGCGGAUGAGCACGCAAUUGCUGUGUGGCGCAAGCGCUUUCCGCAAGAUGUUGUCGCCGAGAACGAGUUCUGGGCGCAAAGGAGGGCGAAGCAAGCUGCGCGUCAGGCGGUCAAGCAUGCCCGGAAGGCACUGGCGGAAGCCCAGUGUGAGCUGGGACCUGCGUCGAUCUGGGACCAGGAUGAUCCUCGGUGGGUCGACGCGUUUACGUCGUUGGACUACACCACCGAGGAGGACGAGUAG
Aegilops tauschii subsp. strangulata is the source of this 546-nucleotide messenger RNA. Lineage: Eukaryota; Viridiplantae; Streptophyta; Magnoliopsida; Poales; Poaceae. The record is from RefSeq and is a predicted model, not a curated record.